UACAACUGACUGUUUGCCAUUGCUGUGGUGUGAUGUCUGUUAGGAGUUAGCAGCAUUGGAAUGAAUCUGCCUCUCACUGUGUCCUAACCCACUCAAGAGCCCAUCUAGAGUGAGCUUGUGGGAGAGAAGGCUUGUGUGACAAAUAGUUCUCAAGUCUGCUUUUAAAGACGACAGCUGUUCAGCUCUUGUGGUUAGAAGAGGUACCUUAAUUAGCAUACUGGACGCUGAGACAGAAGUGCAAGCAUAGCCUGUAAGGAAGAGAACUCGCUCUGAAAAUGGCAGAAGCUCAUCAAGCAGUAGCUUUUCAAUUUACAGUAACUCCAGAUGGGAUUGACCUGCGAAUGAGCCAUGAAGCGCUCAAACAAAUUUACCUAUCUGGUGUCUAUUCAUGGAAGAAAAAGUUCAUCAGAUUCAAGAAUGGCAUUAUCACUGGCGUUUAUCCUGCUAGCCCAUCUAGCUGGCUUAUUGUAGUUGUGGGUGUGAUGUCAACAAUGUAUGCCAAAAUUGAUCCUUCUUUAGGAAUAAUAGCUAAAAUCAACCGAACACUUGAUACAACCGGCUAUAUGUCAAACCAAACACAGAACAUCGUGAGUGGAAUACUUUUUGGCACAGGGCUUUGGGUUGCCCUUAUUAUCACAAUGCGCUACUCUCUAAAAAUGCUGCUUUCCUAUCAUGGUUGGAUGUUCACUGAACAUGGCAAAGUUUCUGCAGGCACCAAGUUCUGGAUGGCACUUGUAAAACUCUUCUCAGGACGCAAACCCAUGUUAUACAGUUUCCAGACAUCUUUACCACGAUUGCCAGUUCCGGCUGUUAAAGACACAGUCAAUAGGUAUCUGGAAUCAGUUCGGCCACUUAUGGAUGAUGACGAGUUCAGAAGAAUGGAGGGUCUUGCCAAAGAUUUUGCAUUUAAUUUGGGACCAAGGCUUCAGUGGUAUUUGAAGCUAAAAUCCUGGUGGGCCACAAACUAUGUUAGUGAUUGGUGGGAAGAAUAUAUCUACCUUAGAGGACGUGGGCCAAUUAUGGUUAAUAGUAACUAUUUUGCAAUGGACUUCCUUUAUUUAUCUCCCACAACCCUGCAGGCAGCUAGAGCUGGUAAUGUUAUCCAUGCCAUCCUGCGCUAUCGGAAAAAACUGGACAGACAAGAAAUCAAGCCAAUUCUUCUGAUGGGCUCUACUGUUCCACUCUGCUCAGCUCAGUGGGAACGGAUGUUUAAUACCUCCCGUAUCCCAGGCGAGGAAUCAGAUACUCUGCAGCAUGUGAAGGACAGCAAACACAUUAUUGUGUAUCAUAAAGGCCGUUACUUCAAAGUGUGGCUGUACCACGAUGGCAGAUUGUUGAAACCCCGAGAAAUUGAACAGCAGAUGCAAAGAAUUCUUGAUGAUGAUUCAGAGCCUCAGGCUGGUGAAGAGAAACUAGCAGCUCUUACUGCAGGAGAUAGAGUACCAUGGGCUAAAGCUCGACAGGCUUAUUUUAGCCGUGGAAAGAACAAACAGUCCUUAGAUGCUAUUGAAAAAGCAGCAUUUUUUGUGACAUUGGAUGACAUCGAGCAAGGGUACAGGAAAGAAGAUCCAGUGGGGUCACUGGAUGCAUAUGCAAAAUCCUUAAUACAUGGCCGAUGUUAUGACAGGUGGUUUGAUAAAACAUUCACUCUUAUAGUAUUCAAAAAUGGCAAAAUGGGUCUGAAUGCAGAGCACUCUUGGGCAGAUGCUCCUAUUGUUGGACACUUGUGGGAGAAUGUAAUGGCAACUGAGUAUCUUGAACUGGGCUAUUCAGAAGAUGGGCAUUGCAAAGGAGAUGCCAAUCAAAAUAUUCCUAUUCCUACCAAACUGCAGUGGGAAAUUCCAGAAGAAUGUCAAGAAGUGAUUGAGAAGUCUCUGAGCACUGCCAUAGCUCUGGCAGAUGAUGUGGACUUCCAUUCAUUUUCCUUUGAUGCUUUUGGGAAGGGACUAAUAAAGAAAGCAAAAACCAGCCCUGAUGCCUUUAUACAACUUGCCCUGCAGCUUGCUCACUAUCGGGACAUGGGAAAAUUUUCUUUAACAUAUGAAGCCUCUAUGACACGCUUGUUCAGAGAAGGCAGGACUGAAACUGUCCGGUCCUGUACUGUUGAAUCAUGUAAUUUUGUUCGAAGGAUGGAAGACCCAACUGAAAGUAAUGAAAUCAAGCUUAAAUUCUUCCGGCUUGCUGCUGCCAAACAUCAGCACUUAUAUCGUCUCGCCAUGACUGGUUCUGGCAUUGACCGCCACCUGUUCUGCCUUUACGUCGUGUCCAAGUACCUUGCUGUAGACUCUCCUUUCCUUAAGGAAGUUUUGUCAGAGCCUUGGAGACUGUCAACGAGUCAGACACCACAGCAAUACAUCGAUCUAAAGAAGAACCCUGAGAUGUUAUCCUGUGGUGGAGGAUUUGGACCGGUGGCUGAUGAUGGUUAUGGUGUUUCUUAUAUUAUCCUAGAUGAAAAUGCCAUCCAUUUCCACAUCUCCAGCAAAAUAUCUUGUCCUGAUACGGAUUCUCAUCGUUUUGGAAAAAACAUCAAAAAAGCAAUGGUUGACAUCAUGGGCUUAUUUAACCUUAGUAAAAACUGUACCAAGUGAAUUGCCUUAUUGGUGCCAAGCAAUCUCCUGUUGUUGGGAUGAGAACUCUUCUGCACAGUGAAUGAGAGUAAGGUUUGUCAAACAGUAGCUGGCGAAGAAACUGAGUCAACAUCUUCUUGAUCACCUAUGAAAACCUUAGCAGUGUAUUGAAUGUUUGGUUUGUUUUGUUUUUUUUUUUUCAGUAGUUUGGAAGAGUUUAUUUCCACAAAGGGAUGACCUUUGGAAUCUUGUAUGUUUCUAGGGAUGAAGUAUAUUACCAUUGCAUGAAGUCGUGUAUAUUCUAACUCCUGCAGUUUUCUCUUAAUUUGUAUACACUUGCUCUUUUUUUACUUAAAAUUAGUCUAUUUGUAUUCCAGAAUCAAAGGGAUAAAACGCACUAUCUUAAACUCAAAUACUAGAAAAAGUUCCAUUCGCUAUAGCAGAAUGUUCUUCAAUGUAUCUGCUGCUUUAUGCCAAUGAAUGACAAAACUUGUGGCUCUUUACCGUCAAUUGUUUCUUGGGGUUUUUUUUAAAGGUAAUUUCUGUAAAACAUACACAGAAAAAUCCCUGAUAUAACCCACUGUAACAUAUCAAGUUGUUGAAAAUUUUUGUGGGUUUUGGAAAAAAGUAAACAUUGGGUAGUGCUACAUUGGGUAGUCAAAUGUGUCACCUAAUUAGCACAUAUCACAUUUUUCUUCUUACUUACAAGCAUGUUUGCCACAUCACUUUUAUUUCCAUAUAAAUAAACCUGUGUGCUUGUUCAUGUGAGUGCCUUAGCAAAAGGAAGAUCCUAAACCCAGGAAAAAACCUUAUGCUGGGAGUUGGUUUUACAUUGUCUUAGUAGUGCAGGAGGUGAAGUAGCAGCAAUGCAGAUCUAGUUUUCAAACUGGUUCUGGCACAAGUAGACUUGAGUAUGUUGCCAUAUGGUGCAGUUCAGCUUAAAGCUCUAAGAAAAUGCUCCCAUCUUAAGUGGCAAAGAUCAGUCCCUAUGAAAUGCAGGAGUAACUUUGUUUCAGAGCUGCAGAUACUUAUGUGCUUAUUUUGGUGAAUGGUAUUGGUGGUCAUUUGAGAUAAGAGUUUCUGGGUCCCAGGGAAUGUCAGUUUGCUUAAACUGGAUAGUGCCUGAAGCAUGGCUGCCUGGAGGGGUGGUCAAAGGCAGUUUGCCCACUGUCAGCCUGGAAGGACGACUGCUGUGUUGCCAGCCAUCUGCACGAGAAGGGCAGGCUGUUACAGCUGUGGACAGUAGCUCCAGAAUGGGAAAACCAUGGCCUUCUCAAACCCCUCUUGGGAGAUGCUCUUGGUCAAGCACAGUUCCUGAAGGAUACAAGGAGGGACGGGAAAGCUAUUUCACUCAAAAAGGAGCAUAAUGUUUCUGAGUGCAGAAAUAAAGUGGCUACUACAAAAUGAAGUAACUUUGUGCAAAAAGUCUCUAUUCCCCAGGCUAUAUAGGUGUGGUUACUUUUUACAUCCUGCAGUGCAGCAAAGUGUACCUGUUGGCACAACUUUUUUUUUUUUUUUUAUGUGAGGUACAUGGUGAUACAGUGAAUGCUGCUCCAGAGCUGUGCUGAUUUUAAAAAGCCUUUGGGGUUGAUAUAAAAUUUCUCAUUAGACAUUGAAUGUUUUCUGGCCAGUAUUUCUAACUUUCUAUGCCUCUUCAUGUUUGUGGGGGGUUUUUUUGUUUUGUUUUUUGGUUUUGGGGGGUUUUUCUCUGAUCUAGCUAUUAAAACACCUAUAUAUGUGUGUCUGAGGUGGGGAAACCUCAAAGAUCCCAGAUGCAUACUUAAGCAAAUGCAUGCUUAUCUAAAAGUAGGAACCCUCACAGGAAUUGGCCAAAGAUACUCAUUAUUUGAUAUGGGUACAGUGUGUGGGAAAGGACAUUUUGAAAUAAGCCUUGCUGCAGCUGGCAGGCCUGGCAUUUAUCAAACUACUGCAACGAUUUUUUUAGUGGCCUGUUCUUUUGGAGAUACAAAAAUAAUGCACUGUUUUUUGGGGUUUUUAUUUUUAUUGACCACUGACCAAUCUGUGCUUAAAUUAACAUUAAAGCAUAUUGGCUUGUAGGAUUUUCUGUUU
Messenger RNA from Athene cunicularia (burrowing owl), 4637 nucleotides. RefSeq names its product carnitine palmitoyltransferase 1A (gene CPT1A). The coding region runs from base 276 to 2588 and encodes 770 amino acids. The transcript has 20 exons. Lineage: Eukaryota; Metazoa; Chordata; Aves; Strigiformes; Strigidae. Gene Ontology annotation, molecular function: carnitine O-palmitoyltransferase activity. Gene Ontology annotation, cellular component: mitochondrion. Gene Ontology annotation, biological process: carnitine metabolic process; fatty acid metabolic process. The record is from RefSeq and is a predicted model, not a curated record.